This is a messenger RNA of Aspergillus tanneri, 1071 nucleotides long. RefSeq lists its product as uncharacterized. The transcript has 2 exons. The coding region runs from base 1 to 1071 and encodes 356 amino acids. NCBI's taxonomy places the organism in Eukaryota, Fungi, Ascomycota, Eurotiomycetes, Eurotiales, Aspergillaceae. The record is from RefSeq and is a predicted model, not a curated record.
AUGGCACCUCGACGCGUGCAGCGUGCUGGCUCCCAAGUCACCCGAAACACCGAGAAUUCUGUCAACCCCGUCUCAGAGAAUACCGCAUCUAUCCAAGCACAACCUGAUGCUUCGAUGAAUCCGGGCCCAGCUGAAGAAACAGUUGAGGAAACAGCUGUGUUGCAAGGCGAUAGCCCUCGAAAGGGGGCUACUGGGUCCACAACAACAAACGAUUCUUCAUCGGAUAAUGAAUUUGCCGAACUCCGGACCAGAUACGCCAACAAAAGCAGGAACUCAAGAGAUUACGCAUGGAAAAUAAAAAGGAGGGCAUUGCAAGAGCUUAUCGAUUAUGAGAAACGCAUCCAAGAAAACCGAAAAACCGCACCCCAGCCUAUGCCAGAGCCCACGCACGCAUUGAAACCGCCAGCACCCCCAGCACAUGUCUCGGAAUACAUGGGAAAGAACAUGCAGGAAUAUCAGACAUUUAUCGCACGCAUGGAAACCCAUUUCGAACGAAAUCGCUACUACUUUACUAAUGAUACGACGAAAGUGGUGGAAGGUACGGCACAUCUAUGCGCAACAUUUAUCCGCCUAUGGAGGCAACACGAGGAGGAAGUCGCCGAUAAACCUACCUGGGAGGACUUUCGCAAAUUUCUACUACGCCAAUUAAACGACCCUGUUAACCUGCGAAGAGAUGCGAGCCAACGCUACCAUGACGCCAGACAACAGGAUCACCAAAACGUGCGGGAAUUCGCAGCUUACCUUAACCAAUGGGAAGUUCAGCCCCAGAAGCAUACACAGAAAAUCAACGAAAGGAUCACCUCCGGACAAGAGUCAAGCAAGACCUGCGACAUGAAGCGCUUAAAUACCCCAACGAACCAGAGACAUAUGAAGGCUAUAUCGCCCACCUCCAAACAAUUGAAGAUUCCAUACCGGGUCGACGCAAGGAAAUAUCGCAAGCGAAGAAUAGAGAAGCCAACACAGCUUAGCUAUGCGACACCGGACGACGACCCCAGGCAACACGGAAAGACAACAACCUUCCAGUCAACGGGGCCCAGACAAGCCAUGGAGAGGCAACAAUCGCGCCUUUAG